Messenger RNA from Punctularia strigosozonata HHB-11173 SS5, 1093 nucleotides. Its product is annotated as sure-like protein. Bases 1 to 933 code for a protein of 310 amino acids. The record is from RefSeq and is a predicted model, not a curated record. Gene Ontology annotation, molecular function: nucleotidase activity. The transcript is spliced from 6 exons. Lineage: Eukaryota; Fungi; Basidiomycota; Agaricomycetes; Corticiales; Punctulariaceae.
AUGAUCUCGUUUCCUCUACUGGCAUUACUACUCUCGUCAUCGCUCCUAGCGGUGGCUAGGCCGUCCCCUCACGAGCUGUUCCACAAGCUGGUGCUGACGAAUGACGACGGAUGGGCUGCGCUGACCAUUCGCGCGCAAAACGAUGCCCUCAAAAAAGCUGGUUUCGACGUUAUCCUGUCGGCCCCUGCAGUGGACAAAUCCGGCACGGGAUCGUCGGACGCGCCAGCGACCGUUGUGACCAAUGGAUGUGAAUACGGUACAUGCCCUGCUGGAGCUCCUGCUACCGGCUUCAAUGCGUCCGAUCCACGCUUGAACUACGUCAAUGCCUUCCCGGUGGAUGCCGCUCGGUUCGGUAUUCAGACGCUUUCUCCCAAAUUCUUCCAUUCCAAACCCGAUUUUGUGUUCUCGGGCCCCAAUGUUGGCAAUAACUUGGGGUCCACCGUCUUGAUUUCCGGGACCGUUGGUGCCGCGACGGAGGCUGCAAAAGAAGGCAUCCCUAGCGUCGGAUUUUCCGCGUCUGGCUCCUCGACUGCUCAAGUCUCCUACGCGAACGCUUCUUCAGCCCUCGCCACGUCAGCCGCGACCUACGCCGAGCUCGGGACGAUCUUCACGCAGAAGCUGCUCUCAACCCCCAAACCGAUCUUGCCUCGUAACAUCACGCUCAACGUGAACUACCCUGCCACGGGUACCAACUGCACGCAGCCGUCCGACUUCAAGUUCGUCUUCUCGCGUAUCUUCGUCAACACGAGCCAGACCGAUGUUGAGCACUGCGGGAGCGACCACCUGCCGGACGAGACGACGGUGGUAGGCACGACCGGCGGGUGCUUCGUCAGCGUGAGCGUGAUGAAUGCGGUGACAAAGUCGGACGUCGAUGCCAAGACGCAGGCAUUCGUGCUUAGGAAGAUCAAAAGCUUGCUGAGCUGCCUGCCAUAAGCGCUGGGUAUAUUGUGUGCGAGGACAGCUGUUAGAGUCGCGCAGAAUAUGAUUGGGUUCAUCGGGUGCUUUGUGUGAUCGACGAAUCUUCUCGUUUGGGUCCAGGCGUCCACGUUCUUCUGCUAUUACGCAGUAAUUGAUGAAACAUCACUCCGACUUG